Messenger RNA from Brienomyrus brachyistius, 1296 nucleotides. RefSeq names its product actin-related protein 2/3 complex subunit 5-like protein. Gene Ontology annotation, cellular component: Arp2/3 protein complex; actin cytoskeleton; cytoplasm. Gene Ontology annotation, molecular function: actin filament binding. Bases 226 to 750 code for a protein of 174 amino acids. NCBI's taxonomy places the organism in Eukaryota, Metazoa, Chordata, Actinopteri, Osteoglossiformes, Mormyridae. The transcript has 5 exons. The record is from RefSeq and is a predicted model, not a curated record. Gene Ontology annotation, biological process: Arp2/3 complex-mediated actin nucleation; regulation of actin filament polymerization; cell migration.
UCCGGUGCCGUAUUUUACUAUUUCAUCGUGGGCUGGUGCUGGGGGGGGGGCUGAGUGCACAGCGCUGAUCGACACCUUCGUUUGCGGAUUGGUGUUGUGUCCCCGGGGUGGCUGGGGGCCGGACUGCACGCCGCUCUCUUGGCGUUUGUCUUCACCGAGCGCCAGGACGACAAGGCGUGAAUAACCUUCUCUCUCCACCCCUCCCCUCCCCCGGAACCGGCUCCGAUGGCGAGAAACACGCUUUCAUCGCGGUUCCGACGGGUCGACAUCGACGAAUAUGACGAAAACAAGUUCGUAGACGAUCAGGAGGAGGCGGCGGAGAACCAGGGGCCGGACGCCGCCGAGGUCGACGACCUUAUUCGACAAUAUCCUUUGCGGGGGCAGAGUGAAACCUGGCUGGCAGGUCGCUUAGUGGCACAGGGGGAUAAACUUGUACAAGGAGACAUGAUGACUGCCUUUCACACUGCACUAAGGAACCCACCCAUCAACACCAAGAAUGCCGCUGUGAAGGAGAAGGCACAGGCGACGGUGCUCAGGGUCCUCACGUCGUUCCGGAGCAGCGAGAUCGAGACGGCCGUCCGCUCCUUGGACAGGAACGGCGUGGACUUGUUGAUGAAGUACAUCUACAGGGGAUUUGAGAAGCCCACGGAAAACAGCAGCGUAAUGCUCCUGCAGUGGCAUGAAAAGGCUUUCGCAGUGGGUGGUUUAGGAUCCAUCGUGCGAGUUCUCACUGCACGAAAGACCGUUUAAAAGACUGUCCCUCACCAAAGAAGAGGAUGUAGGCGGAUGUAGGCAAGCAGCCGGUGGAUGGACUUUUCCCCAGACAGUUACUGACGAUCAUCGGAACACUAAAACAACGGAAAUGUCAUUUUAAGUGUUGGGCUCGCAUUGUGCCUGUUGAUAAGUUUGUGAGGGGCGUUUAUUCUUGUAUUUAAUAUACAUGAUUUUCUUAUAUAUAGUCUUGCAUAUUCCUGUUGAGUUUGGGUUUUUUUUUUUUUAAUUUGGAAGACCUUGAAUUUCAAGAAUUGAAAAAGUUAUCUAUAAAAAUGAGAUGUUCCGUAGUACAGGAGGAAAUAUAGGCCUUGGUGUGAUGAGUGGUACCCUGUUCUUACUAAGCUGGCCCCCUAUUGAGUACUGAGAUUUUACUCAUUUCCCUCAUGCUUGUACAGAAAGCAGACAUUUAAUAUAAAGUAGUGAUGGUUUGGGGUGUGUGUUCCAUGCUGGGGUCGCAGGUGUCUUUGUAAAAUGCCUGUUGCAAUAAAGCUUAUGGAGCAUAACUUUUUUAAUGUGACAGAA